AUGUCGCUUUUCAGAUCCAAGCGCUUGGACCUUAGCGGGUUUAUCAACGCCCGUGUCAUUCGUGACCACACCAAACGGAAGGUCUUCGAGCAGCACGAGCCUGAACGCCAAGCUCUCCGUUACAUCAUCCGCAACACCUCCCUUCCACAGCGUACCCGUGCCCAGGCUCAGUUGCAGCUUUCCCAGAUGCACGCCUACACCCGGCCCACUCAGAUCAAGAACCGCUGUGUGGCGGGUGGUAUUGCUCGAAGUGUGAUUCGCGACUUCAGAAUUGCUAGAUACCAAUUCCGUCAACAGGCACUGGCUGGUGAACUACCCGGUGUGAAGAAAGCCAGUUGGUAG
Aspergillus oryzae RIB40 is the source of this 342-nucleotide messenger RNA. Its product is annotated as mitochondrial 37S ribosomal protein uS14m. Gene Ontology annotation, cellular component: ribosome; mitochondrial small ribosomal subunit. The transcript is spliced from 3 exons. Gene Ontology annotation, molecular function: structural constituent of ribosome. Gene Ontology annotation, biological process: translation. Lineage: Eukaryota; Fungi; Ascomycota; Eurotiomycetes; Eurotiales; Aspergillaceae. The coding region runs from base 1 to 342 and encodes 113 amino acids. The record is from RefSeq and is a predicted model, not a curated record.